AUGAUUCUGCUGUGUAUCCUCAUCCUACUGGCUCUGUGCGGGCCUGCACAUGGCGCCUGUGGAGACACCUGUGGUCUCCGGCCCAUGGGUAGUACCCUCGGCUCUACACGCGUUGUGGGUGGCUCAGAUGUCCUGCCAGGGACUGGGGCCUGGGCAGGAAUUGCCAGUAUCCGUUGCUACUGGAACCCACCUGUGUCCAUUCAUGUCUGUGGAGGGACUCUCAUCAGCUCACAGUGGCUCCUCUCAGCUGCCCACUGCUUUGUCAACCGUACCAACCCCCUUAGCGAGUGGGCCAUCGUGCUUGGGGCCACCUCAUUGGCCCAAACAAGCCCUGAUGUGGAAGUGCGCCGGAUUAAGCGACUGAUCAUGCACGAAGACUACGUUCCUAAUCUUGAGUUCCAUGACAUGGCCUUGGUGGAAUUGGACAAGCCAGUCCGGUGCAGGUCCAACAUUCAGACCGCCUGCCUGCCUGCACCUUCGGUGAAAUUGUCAAACAUGAACAACUGCUACGUUGCUGGCUGGGGUGACAGAAUUGUAAAAUCUUCAGGUAGAGAUAUCCUGCAGCAGGCCAAGGUUCAAUACAUCAAUAACGAGCUAUGCAACAGUAGCGAGUGGCUCAGUGGGUACAUCUACGACUUCAACGUGUGUGCUGGGCAGGGCGGUGUUGGCACCUGCCAGGGUGACAGUGGGGGGCCUCUUGUCUGUGAAGACAAGCGCGUUGGCGCCUUCUGGCAAAUUGGUGUGACCAGCUGGGGAAUAGGCUGUGCCAGACCCAAACGGCCUUCAGUCUUCGGCUCCACUCAGUACUACUACAACUGGAUCUGGAAAAUGUCGGGAAGGAAGCCAGUUACUCCAGCAGUUACUCCAGCGCCAACCGCAGCCCCCCAGCCGACAGUUACAGAGCCAGCACAACCCUGUCCAUUUCCACGUGAAAAGCUGAAGCAAUUCUUUAUUAUGCUGAAGGAUAUCUUGCAGUACCUAAAGGGAAAACUGUUCUGA
Messenger RNA from Melospiza melodia melodia, 999 nucleotides. Its product is annotated as acrosin-like. Gene Ontology annotation, molecular function: serine-type endopeptidase activity. Bases 1 to 999 code for a protein of 332 amino acids. NCBI's taxonomy places the organism in Eukaryota, Metazoa, Chordata, Aves, Passeriformes, Passerellidae. The transcript is spliced from 5 exons. Gene Ontology annotation, biological process: proteolysis; acrosome reaction. The record is from RefSeq and is a predicted model, not a curated record.